Orycteropus afer afer is the source of this 3427-nucleotide messenger RNA. Lineage: Eukaryota; Metazoa; Chordata; Mammalia; Tubulidentata; Orycteropodidae. The record is from RefSeq and is a predicted model, not a curated record.
GAAUGCCGCUCUCAGGGGCACAUAGAGGAGAGAAAAGUGAUCAAGACAGGAGUGGACAGAAGAAUAAGCGAGACAUGUACUCGACCCAACAGUCCUCUGCCCUCGCUCCGGAAGAGCGCUACCGCCGCUCCGGCCGGGCUCCAGAGCCGGUCCUGAGAGGUAAUGAUAACUUGGGUGAUGGCUGCUCUCAGAAGCUGGCGAUUGCGACGUACCUCCGUUUUCUCUUGCUGGUCCUGAUUCCAUGUAUCUGUGCUCUCAUCAUCCUGCUGGUGAUCCUACUUUCCUUUCUUGGAACAUUAAAAAAGCCCUAUUUUAAAUCAAAUGGGAGUGAACCAUUGGUCACUGAUGGUGAAGUCCAAAUUUCUGAUGUUAUUCUUAAAAAUUCAAAUGAUAAUAAGAGCACUAUGCCAUCUACUCCACACCCCGACCAACACAUUCCAGCUGGGACCACAGAUUCUUCUCUCUCAAGGGACCAAAGUCACAGAAACACAAGUGCCUGUAUGAACAUCACCCACAGCCAAUGUCAGAUGCUGCCCUACCACACCACGCUAACACCUUUCUUCUCAAUUGCCAUAAACACGGAAAUGGAGAAGUUCCUCAAGUUCUUCACAUACCUCCAUCGGCUCAGUUGCUAUCAACAUAUCAUGCUUUUUGGCUGUAGCCUGGCAUUCCCUAAGUGCAUCAGUGAUGGCAAUGACAGUCAUGGUCUCUUGCCCUGUAGAUCCUUCUGCGAGGCUGCAAAAGAGGGCUGUGAAUCAGUCCUUGGGAUGGUGAACUCCUCCUGGCCUGACUUCCUCAAAUGCUCCCAGUUCAGAAAUGAAACGGAAACCAGCGACGACAGGAGGAUUUGCUUCUCACCACAGCAGGAAAAAGGAAAGCAGUUGCUGUGCGGAGGAGGUGAGAGCUUUCUGUGUGCCAGUGGCAUCUGUGUCCCCAGGAAACUGCAGUGUAAUGGCUACAAUGACUGUGAUGACUGGAGCGAUGAGGCUCACUGCAACUGCAGUGAGAACCUGUUUCACUGUCACACAGGCAAGUGCCUUAAUUAUAGCCUUGUGUGUGAUGGCUAUGAUGACUGUGGAGACCUGAGCGAUGAGCAAAACUGUGAUUGCAAUCCCACAAAGGAGCAUCGCUGUGGAGAUGGGCGCUGCAUUGCCAUUGAGUGGGUGUGUGAUGGUGACCAUGACUGUGUGGAUAAAUCCGACGAGGCCAAUUGCUCCUGCCACAGCCAGGGUCUGGUGGAGUGCAGAAAUGGGCAGUGUAUCCCCAGCACUUUCCAAUGUGAUGGAGAUGAGGACUGUAAGGAUGGGAGUGACGAAGAGAACUGCAGUGACAGUGAGACUCCAUGUCAAGAAGGAGACCAGAGAUGCCUGUACAAUUCCUGCCUUGAUUCAUGUGGUGGUAGCUCCCUAUGUGACCUGAACAAUGGCCCAAAUAACUGUAGUCAAUGUGAACCUAUUACGCUGGAGCUCUGCAUGAAUUUGCCUUACAACCAUACAAAUUAUCCAAAUUACCUUGGCCACAGGACUCAGAAGGAAGCAUCCAUCAGCUGGGAGUCCUCUCUCUUCCCGGCACUUGUUCAAACCAACUGUUACAAAUACCUCAUGUUUUUUGCUUGUACCAUCUUGGUACCAAAGUGUGAUGUGAAUACAAGCCAACGUGUCCCCCCUUGCAGAGCACUGUGUGAGCACUCCAAAGAACGCUGUGAGUCUGUUCUUGGGAUUGUGGGCCUACAGUGGCCGGAAGACACAGAUUGCAAUCAAUUUCCAGAGGAAAAUUCAGAUAAUCAAACCUGCCUAAUGCCUGAUGAAGAUGUGGAAGAGUGCUCGCCUAGUCACUUCAAGUGCCGCUCUGGACGGUGUGUUCUGGCUUCCAGAAGAUGUGAUGGCCAAGCUGACUGUGAGGAUGACAGUGAUGAAGAAAACUGUGGCUGUAAAGAGAGAGAUCUUUGGGAAUGUCCGUCCAAUAAACAAUGCUUGAAGUACACAGUGAUCUGUGAUGGGUUUCCUGACUGCCCUGAUAACAUGGAUGAAAAAAACUGCUCAUUUUGCCAACGUGAUGAACUUGAAUGUGCAAAUCACGACUGUGUGUCACGUGGCCUGUGGUGCAAUGGCAAACCAGACUGUUCAGACAGUUCAGAUGAAUGGGACUGUGUGACCCUCUCUAAAAAUGUGAACUCCUCUUCAUUCCUGACUGUUCACAGAUCUGCCACAGAACACCACGUGUGUGCCGAUGGAUGGCAGGAGGCACUGAGUCAGCUGGCCUGCAAGCAGAUGGGUUUAGGAGAGCCAUCUGUGACAAAAUCGAUUCAAGAACAGGAGCAAGACCAGCAGUGGCUGACCUUACGCUCCAACUGGGAGAACCUCAAUGGGACCACUUUGCAUGAACUGCUGGUAAAAGGGCAGUCUUGUCAGAGCAGAAGUAUGAUUUCUCUUCUGUGUACUAAACAAGAUUGUGGGCGCCGCCCCGCUGCCCGAAUGAACAAGAGGAUCCUGGGUGGUCGGACAAGUCGCCCUGGAAGGUGGCCAUGGCAGUGUUCCCUGCAGAGUGAACCCAGUGGACACAUUUGUGGCUGUGUUCUCAUCGCCAAAAAGUGGGUUCUGACAGUCGCUCACUGCUUUGAGGGGAGAGAAAAUGCUGCUAUUUGGAAAGUCGUGCUGGGCAUCAACAAUUUAGACCAUCCCUCGACGUUCAUGCAGACGUACCACGUGAAGACCAUCAUCCUGCACCCUCGUUAUAGUCGAGCGGUGGUGGACUAUGACAUCAGCAUAGUGGAAUUGAGUGAAGACAUCAAUGAGACAAGCUACGUUCGACCAGUCUGCUUACCCACUGCAGAGCAGUGGGUAGAACCUGAUACCUACUGCUAUAUUACUGGCUGGGGACACAUGGGCAACAAAAUGCCUUUUAAACUGCAAGAGGGAGAAGUCCGCAUUAUUUCUCUGGAACAGUGCCAGUCCUAUUUUGACAUGAAGACCAUUACCACCCGGAUGAUAUGUGCUGGCUAUGAGUCUGGCACAGUGGACUCAUGCAUGGGUGACAGCGGUGGGCCUCUUGUUUGUGAGCAGCCUGGAGGACAGUGGACAUUAUUUGGUUUAACUUCAUGGGGCUCUGUCUGCUUUUCCAAAGUCCUGGGGCCUGGAGUUUAUAGCAAUGUGUCAUACUUCAUCAAAUGGAUUGAAAGACAAAUAUACAUCCACACCUUUCUCCUAAACUAAUUCCAAAGAUGAUCAGAGACUUGUCCAGCUACACUCAAAGAGAAUGGCCUUGUUGACUGUGGAGAUCUUCCUACAGAGAGCUGUUACAGAGAACUUUUCAGGGAUGGGAAUGCUUGAAAAUGCACUCCAAAUUUUCACGUUUAUUCUGGUCUAAUUUUAUUCAACUUCUCCGAAACUUUAUUUUUCUCUUAUUUCAAGUUUGGUAAAAUACUGUA